AUGUUCUCACUACAGCAGCUGGCUGCUUCGGGCCUGGGCAACGCGACGGCAGCAAACACGACCACAAGCACAGCGGCAGGUACAGCUAGAGCUAUAGCCAAAGCAACAACACAGCUCUCUAGUCAGGCGAAGUUCGGCGACAGCGACAGUCACAAUUCACCCUCGCACGCGGACGGUUAUAGUCACUGCGAAUCAGAGUCGGAUUUGGAGUCGGCGCACCACGGCAAUCAUUUUCCAUCAGCCCACCAAUUGGCCCGAAAGCUAUUGGAGCAGCGUAGCCAGGAUAUCCAGCGUCAGAUUCAUACACAAUCGGUCAGCGGACAGCGAGCCAAGUCCUCCCAACAGCAGCAGCAGCAAACCACCACCAAGUUCGCCAUGUCAUCGCUAGCGGCGGAGCCCCUGCAAGCCCACAAGGCGGAUGAAAUCACGGCCUCCGGGGCGGACAAUGCCGUGGAGUCCCCUGGACUGGGUGCCUCCUGUCAUGAUGUGGCCUCCGCAUCGGCCAGUGCCGGUACAAAGGCCUGCUUCAGCACUGGCCUUGGCGAGAUCAUACAGUUCAUGGAGCUCAUUGGCAAUCUGAAGGUAUGCGAAACGUAACCAGUUUUCCAGCUGCUUUCCUUUA
Drosophila serrata is the source of this 622-nucleotide messenger RNA. RefSeq lists its product as uncharacterized. NCBI's taxonomy places the organism in Eukaryota, Metazoa, Arthropoda, Insecta, Diptera, Drosophilidae. The record is from RefSeq and is a predicted model, not a curated record.